Messenger RNA from Penicillium canariense, 1155 nucleotides. Its product is annotated as PstS family phosphate ABC transporter substrate-binding protein. The record is from RefSeq and is a predicted model, not a curated record. NCBI's taxonomy places the organism in Eukaryota, Fungi, Ascomycota, Eurotiomycetes, Eurotiales, Aspergillaceae. The transcript has 4 exons. Bases 1 to 1155 code for a protein of 384 amino acids.
AUGAAACACUCAUCCUCUAUGAUAUUGGGCUUUAGCCUGGGUUUUGCUGGCUUGUCGCUUGGCAAAACCUCAAAUCAAGCUCCUUUUGUGAACCUUAUGACUCCGACGCUACCGACCUACGCUUCCCAGACGGAGGAGCAGGCAGCCCGUGGUUCACUUGUUGGCCGCUUUCCUGGAUUUAAAGAACUCCUGCAACCUUCCAUUGAUCCAGGUCUGGCAAGUUAUCAGCCAGUUACGCAACCGCUACAGGGAAACUACACCCUCGCGAGCUCUGAUGUGCUGGCUGUUCUAUCCCAGCAGUGGAUUGAUGCUUUCAUGCUCAUGUACCCCAAUGUGACGAUGCAAAUCCCAGCCCCGCACGCUGGGUCAUUGGGAGCCCUGGAGCUUACUAAAGGAACUCUGGAUGGUGUUUUCGUUUCCCGGGAACUCAAGCCUAGCGAUAUUGAUGGCUUUUCUGCCAAAUUCGGUUAUCCUCCUACUUCUAUUCCUAUAUGUGGUGGGUCAUAUCGGCAGUUCGGCUUCUUAGACGCUAUGGCGUUUGUUGUGAACAAAGAAAAUCCAGUUGAGCACCUCACAUUUGAUCAGCUCGACUCUAUUUUCAGCACUACCCGUGCCCGCGGUGGCCCAAGCAUAACAACUUGGGGCCAGCUAGGUGUCGGUGGUGAGCUUGGUAAAAGCCCUAUCAAUAUCUACGGUAUUAAGCCUUGGAAUGGAUUUGAAGAGUUCAUCCGCCAGCGGGUGCUCAGUUACAAUGGGCGCUCCGGCAUCGCAGUAAACAACACUGCCAAAGACCCUCAUGUCACUUGGGAUGCUACAGUCUUCAACAUGUCACGUUACGUAGCCAACGAUCCCGCUGGCAUUGCGUAUACAGGGCUUGCUUACAUUGACCGUCCAGUCAAGGUACUGGGCACAACCAAUCCGACUACUGGCAAUCUUGUGACCCCUACCUAUGAAAACAUUGCUAUGGCAAGUUGGCCACUUGCGCGAAUUAUUUAUUUCAACCUGAACUCGCCUCCUCACAAAGGCAUGGACCCAGUGUUGCGAGAAUUGGUCAAAUUUGUUCUUUCCAAAGAAGGUCAACAGAUUCUUCUGGACCAAGGCGUUUUCCUCCCUUUCCGAGAGUUCCAGCAAAAGUCAAGCUUGAACCUUUUGUAA